AUAUUGUUUGCGCCGUCAUUUCUCAGUACUUUAAAAUUCUUGAUAUUUGACAUUGUCCAUGGUCGCAAAGCCGCCUGCAAGCCAACUUGUUUGAACCGAAUAUAUAUUGAAAUUCGAAUUUUCGGGGUUGAAACGACGAAAUUUUCAAAUUUAAAGCACAUCUUGUGAAAGCAAAUAAGUCUAAAGACGUGGAAGGUUUUUGAAUAAAUGGCGCCACUUCUUCACGCGCGAAAGCUCCACGCGUCGCUGCUCAAGUCCGGCGGCGUGAGCCACCAAGGUCAUGGCGGCGACACCUACCGCUGGAACCUCCUCCUCCGCGCCUACACCCGCGGCGGCGGCCUCGCCGACGCGCGCGCGCUCCUGGACCUCAUGCCUUCGCCGACCCUCGUCUCCUACAACACCCUGCUCUCCGGCUACGCCGCUUCCUCCGGCCUCCUCGAAGCCGCGCUCCACCUGCUCGACGCUAUGCCCGAGAGGGACGCCUGGUCCUGGAACGUCGCCAUAUCCGGCCUCGCCCGCGCCGGCCGCCUGACUGACGCGCUGCGGAGGUUCCUGGAGAUGACGCGCGGCCCCGUGCAGCCCGACGCGUUCACCUACUCCAUCGUCUCCCCGUGCUGCUGCGGCGGCGCCGGCGGUGGCCUGGAGUCCGCAUGGCAGGUCCACGCGCGGGCUCUCAAGGCCGGGGCGUUCGCCGACGCCUGCGUCGGCACCGGCUUCGUCAGGCUGUAUUCCGGGCUGGGGCUGAUUGGUGACGCGCGGAAGGUGUUCGAGGGUAUGCCGGAGAGAGAUUUGGUGGCGUGGAAUGUUCUGCUGGAUUGCGGCAUGAGAUCCGGGGAGGCAGGAUCGUGUCUGCAGGAUCUUGUUUUGAUGAUCGGCGGCAGGGUCCAGCCUGAUGAGUUCACCUUUGCCACCGUCGUCAAUGGUCUGGCCGAGCGGUUCGCCGGUCUCGAGGCGAUGCAGGUACACUCGGUGAUUCUCAAGUCCGGGCAUCUUAAGGAUCUCUUCCUCUGCAAUUCCUUGCUGAAUGUGUAUGGGAGAUGUGGUUACGUCGACUUGGCUAAGAAACUGUUCGAGGCCAUGCCGGAGAAGGACGUAGUGUCGUGGACUGCUUUGAUCUCAGGGCUUGUGGCCAGCGGUCACCAGGCCGACGCCUUCAAAACGUUCUGUCGGAUGCAGGGAGCUGCGACGGUGCCCAAUUCCUUCACCUUUGGCAGCGUCGUGAGCUCGUGUGCCUGUGUGAAUGACCUGGGGGGUGGAAGGCAGUGUCAUGCUCUUGUCAUCAAGCAUGGGCUGGAGUCUAUUCCCACAGUGGCCAGCUCUUUGCUUGACAUGUACUCAAAGUGUGCAGAGAUGGAUGAUGCCACACGAAUGUUCGACGCCAUGCCACGGAGAGACAUCGUAUCUUGGAAUGCGAUGAUAUGCGGGUUGGCUCAGAACGGUCGAUCGGCGAGAGCCCUGGAGCUGUAUGAUGAAAUGUUGCGACUUCAUCAAGAAUCAAUCACCCCAAACUCAGUGACCUGUGUGGGUGUCCUGAGUGCGUGCAGCCAUGUCGGUGCUGUUGAGAAAGGUUGCAUCUACUUUACUCAGAUGGUCAACGAUUUCCACAUCGAGCCAGUUCCGGAGCACUACAGUUGCCUUGUUGAUCUAUUUGCACGAGCCGGAUUGUUAGAUGAAGCAGAGGGGAUCAUUUCAAACUCGCCUUUCAAACACGAUGCUAUCAUCCUGGGGACCUUGCUUAAUGGUUGCAGAAAGUAUGGUAACCUUGACAUGGCCAAGCGCAUUGCUAAGAGGAUUCUUGUGGAUGAUUCGGAUAAUGCAUCAACCAUUUUUCUACUGUCAAACAUGUUCAUUGCAAACGAAGAAUGGAACGAUGCGUCAGAGCUGAGAAAAGCUGUGAUUUCAAGCGGAACUCGUAAAUUCGUAGGGAAUAGCUGGAUUGAUGUUGGUGGUAAUGUCCAUUGUUUCCGAGCGGGUUCUAGUCCAGAUCCACAGUUGGAAUCGAUAUAUGAUGUUCUGCGACAACUUCAGUUGACGAUGGUAGAUGCUGACAGGCCGAUCUAGGAUAACGACUCCUUAUCUUAGCCGUGAGUAAUGACACUGCUAUGUUUUAUUUGUAUAAGUUCCACAUUCAUCAAUUUCGGUACUAUGUGCCGCUUAGGUUGAUUUGCAUACUCACCCAAGUACAGCUUCAUAUGACCACUUUAGAUAGUUUCUUUUGGUUAACUGAAUACAAACCUACUAGUAUGUCAGUUGAGAAUAGUAGUGCACCACAGUGCCAAAUCAUGUGUUCAUCUGAAAUCUUUCACAGUUGCUCAGAGAUGAUCUUUGUUGCAAAUA
This is a messenger RNA of Brachypodium distachyon (stiff brome), 2337 nucleotides long. RefSeq names its product pentatricopeptide repeat-containing protein At2g13600. Gene Ontology annotation, biological process: RNA modification. The transcript has a single exon. Bases 208 to 2061 code for a protein of 617 amino acids. The record is from RefSeq and is a predicted model, not a curated record. Gene Ontology annotation, molecular function: RNA binding; protein binding. NCBI's taxonomy places the organism in Eukaryota, Viridiplantae, Streptophyta, Magnoliopsida, Poales, Poaceae.